UUUACUUAUUCUUUUCUGGUGGAGGAAAAUAGCAGCAGAGAUGGACGGGAGUCUUGGAGGUAAACUAGUUAAUGUGAUAUUGUCGUCGGGUGGGACGAUAAAAGAUCCCUCAAGCAAUGAUCCUCAAUAUGUAGGCCCAAUUGUUAACAAUAUGCAGACGGUUUCCACUAGUAUGCCUGUGGCGGACUUUAUUAAAGUUGUGCACGUUUCUUUCAACCUCGACCCUCGGAAGCGUUACAAAGUAUACUCCAGGGUUUACGUGACCCCAGGGGUGUCUGUUUUCGUUGAUAUAUCCUAUUCUUCGACCCUUGCUGACCUUGUGGUGAAUGAUCCAAAUGGAUUAAACAGUGUGUUUCGCUUCUGCACAGAAAAGAUAAUUGGAGAUGAAGGUCCACCUACAUCUGAUGGUAACGUAACACAAAUGGGAGCCGAUGCUCAUUUAAAGAUUCAAAUGGACCUUUUACUCACAACCAGAAUUCCCAGAACCCAAUCAUCCCUGUAGGGAGAAUAUCCAGCAGUUCACCAGUUAAUGUGGCACAUGAUCUUGGUGAUUUGGAUCCAAUCGCGCAGCUACUAUGUACAAACGAUGUUUACUGCCCUCGACCUCUAUCACCUGUGAUCCCGCCGCCGCAUCUAAAUCAUGGAUGGUUGUUAACUGAAAAUCCGGACCAGACUAGCAGGUCAUUAGGGGCUCGCGGGUCUGAAGUCAGGGGUGCUAGCUCAUGUGCAGAAGACCCUCUCCCUGUUUCCAGGCUAGAUAUCAUAUCUCAGUUUGGUGUGUCUAAAGGGUCAAAAAUGGGUGGUACCUCUAGGUGUGUCAUUAAACCAGAUGUACGCAAUGGAACUGAUUGGUCCUUUUCGGCAUUUGGGUAUGAGUUUCCUAUGGACGAAAUGCCAGUGAUCCGCGUUGUGAAUGCAGAUGCAGAUGGAUAUAUCAGUCCAACCGAAUGGGAAGAUUGCAUUGAUGGAAAUGAAAUUCAGAGUGACGACGAUGUAUUGGAGUACAAGACGAGAAUCGUUCCCACAGAUCCUGGUUUGGUCAUGGGUACAAGUGGUACUAGUGUUGUCUUAGAUGACACGUCUUUGUUGCCAGUGACAUUGUCAGGUGACCCCCCAUUGCUGUCAACUUUGUCAAGUGACUCAACAUUGUUGCCAACCGUGCAUACCGGUGAAAUGGUGACCAGAGUUUUGAGUAACUCUACAAGGUUGUCAACCACCGAUUCCAGUGGAUUGGUGUCGAUAGUCACGAGUAACCCAGACAUGUUGCCAACCACAGAAUCCAGUGAAUUGGUGAUUGUCAUGGGAAUUCUAAUCUCCCUAAAAACCUUAUUCCCUCGACCAACAAUGACAGCAGUGAUAGCUUAGCUGUUAUUCCGAGUGUCUCUAUUGUGGGUGUUAAACGCAAGCGUAGUAGUUCUUUAAGACGCCAUGGAAAGAUUCAUGUUGACGAAAGUAAUGAAGCUGAUGAUUACACAAUUGACCCAGAUGAUGACCAUCUCGUGAGCUUGGAUCCUUCCCAGAUAUAUGGGACAGGUACGGGUGUUACUCCAUCUAGUUUUUCUGACCUACAUAUCGGUAUGACGUUUCCAAACCGACAAAAGUUGUUUGAUACCCUUGCCGGAGUUCAUGUUAAGGGUUUGAGGGAGUAUAAAUCUUUGAAGACUGCUCCUGACAGAUUUACCGCAGAGUGCAAAAAUUCGGCUACCGAUGGCAACUGGUUCAUUCAUGCAACUAAGGUAGGAAAUUUUGACACUUUCCAGAUCAUCAGGUAUGAGCAGGAGCACAGUUAUGGUGUUCAUCGUCGUCACGGUGGAACUGGGCACAAGCAUGCAUCUGCUAAAUGGAUUGCGUCAUUAUUAUGCCCAUUUGUGCUUGUCAACAAGGAUAUAACAGCAACGUUUGUGCAGACUUUCAUGAAAAAAGUGCAUCAUAUAGAUAUAUCUGAGCAGAAAGCCGGACGUGCAAGGAUUCAUGCAUUGGAGCUUGUCCAUGGAUCAUUCAAGGAGUCAUUCAGCAUUCUGCCUAAACUCGUUGAAGAGAUGGAAAAACUUAAUGAUGGAACAGUGACUAAUCUUGCGCGUAAUCAGAAUGGUAUGUUUGCCGCUUUUUUCUGGGCAUUUUGUCCUGCCAUUAAAACGUUCCGGGAAAAUCUUCGUCAUGUUAUUGCAGUUGAUGGUACUCAUCUCAGGGGUGAUUAUCCCGGCAUCCUACUUGUCGCAUACGCACAGGAUGGAGAUAAUGGUGUUGUUCCAAAUGCAUAUGCCAUAGUUGAGUAUGAGAAAAAGGAUUGUUGUAUUUGGUUUUUGAAUCUACUAUGGUUACAUGUAAGUGAUGGAUACAAGAGGAUUAAUGAAUUGGUUGUUAUAUCAGACAAGGGUGGGGGGCUAGUUGCAGCCAUGGAUGUCGUGAUGCCCCAGGUUAAGCAUGUUAACUGUGUGCGUCAUUUCUUGGAGAACUUCUAUACGACUUUCAACGAUGCGGCAGUACGUGAAUUCAUGUGGAUAGCCGCUACUACAGCUCUUCCCCGAAAUUUUGAAUACCAUAUGGGUGAGAUCCGUAAAGCCUCGCCAAGGUGUGCAGAAUGGUUGCUUAAGUAUGACAAGGCACUAUGGACUCAAGCCUUUAUGUUUCCCCUGAAACGGUGGGGUAUAUUCACAAUAAAUAUGUGCGAGUCGACCAAUUCUCAACUUCGAGUUGCACGGUCUUAUCCUGUUGCCGCACUUGUACAGGCUACCCGCGUCAAGGCAGCUCUUUACUUUGCUAAGCGUCAUGACAGGAGUUUCACGCGUACUAAGUCUAUCACCCUUUAUGCAUCGAAGAAAUGGGUCAAAGUUGUUAACAAGACCAAACAAUGCAUUCCCACUAGUUACGGCAACAACAAGUUUUCUGUCGACCACCUGGGAGAAUUGUAUUCUGUGGAUCCUACAUUGCGGACUUGCAACUGUUUACAAGUUCCAAAGUGUUUGUAUUCCAUGUAUACAUGCAUGCUCUUCUAUAAUGCGUAUGGGGCUGGAUCUGGCAGAUUACUGCCAUGACUGGUAUUCCAUGGACAAUUAUCGGCGCACCUACGCUGUUACUCUUGCUCCAUGUGAAGGUUACUCCAGAUGGCCGUAUGAUCCAACUUCUGAAUACAUUAUUCCACCCGUUUGGAAGCGCAAUGGUGGUCGAAGGAAGAAGAGGAAGAGGAUCGAGUCUCAAAGUGUUGUGAGAUUUACAGUUAAGUGCAGUAUAUGUCACGAGAUGGGUCAUAACAAAAGGUCAUGUGACACACCUCCUGUCCCUCGUCCUACCCACAUGUAGUUUUUGCGGUUGCAUGUAGUUAGCACCAUAUAGUUUAGUUUACCUUUAGUUGUAUAAUUUGUCGCGCCUAGUUGCCUAACACUGGCCUUUCUUGUAUGAAUGUACCUCUUUUUUUGGUGGAUGUAUCAGGGCCAUGCCAUACCCAUCAGCCAUCCUCUGUUUAAAUCUGAGUUAAACGUAAUAUUUAA
Messenger RNA from Papaver somniferum (opium poppy), 3488 nucleotides. RefSeq lists its product as uncharacterized. The coding region runs from base 796 to 1365 and encodes 189 amino acids. The transcript has 6 exons. The record is from RefSeq and is a predicted model, not a curated record. NCBI's taxonomy places the organism in Eukaryota, Viridiplantae, Streptophyta, Magnoliopsida, Ranunculales, Papaveraceae.